AAUAUACUAAAGCUUGACAUAAUUGUACCUCAGUUAGAUUAAGUGACUGAGAUAACAUAAAGCUGUUUUCUUCUCUUAUCCUUGUUGCAAUUUUGUGUGUGUGUUGUAAGCCAUACUAUUCUGCUGAUUAUUUUAAGGUGCCAGUGAUGAUGCUGUUAGCUGCGCAGUGAUGCUUGAAAUACUUAAUACACUUUCAAAAUCAUCAGAGCCCCUGCAGCAUGCUGUCAUAUUCUUAUUUAAUGGUGCAGAAGAAAAUAUUUUGCAGGCUAGUCACGGCUUCAUUACACAACAUGAGUGGGCCAAGUCAAUUAGAGCUUUUAUUAACCUGGAGGCAGCAGGUGUAGGAGGAAAAGAACUUGUUUUUCAAACAGGACCUGAGAAUCCUUGGUUGGUACAAGCAUACGUAGUUGCAGCCAAACAUCCCUUUGCCUCUGUGGUGGCACAGGAAAUAUUUCAGAGUGGUAUUAUCCCAGCAGAUACAGACUUCCGUAUCUACAGGGACUUUGGCAAUGUUCCAGGAAUAGAUUUGGCUUUUAUUGAAAAUGGCUACAUCUAUCAUACAGAAUAUGACACAUCAGACAGAAUUUUAACAGAUUCCAUUCAGAGAGCAGGUGACAAUAUUCUAGCUGUCCUAAAAUACCUAGCAACAUCAGAUAAGUUGGCUAAAUCUUAUGAGUAUCGACAUGGAAAUGUUGUGUUCUUUGAUGUACUUGGUUUAUUUGUCCUCGCUUAUCCUGCUCGUGUUGGCACCAUCAUGAACUAUAUUACAGCAGCAAUUGCUUUUCUUUAUCUAAGCAAGAAAGUAUUACAGCCCAAAACCAGAGCUAUUCAUAACCUGAAGAAAUUCUUUACUGCGUUUGGCUUAACACUGAUGAGUUGGGUCUGCACACUGGUGACAGUCCUUAUAGUAGCAGUGUUCGUCUCUGUCAUUGGGCGGUCUCUUUCUUGGUACACCCAUUUCUAUGUUUCUGUGUUUCUGUAUGGUACCGCAGCUGCCGCUAAGCUCAUUCUUGUGCAUACACUAGCCAAGAAGUUCUUCUACAAGAAUAUGAAUGAGCAGUACCUGGGAGAUAUUUUUUUUGAUGCUUCAUUGAUGAUUUGGUCUAUAGCAUUGACUGUGAUUACCCAGAUGGGCCUUUGUUCAGCAUUCAUUUGUACGUUAUGGGUAGCAUUUCCUUUACUCGCUAAGCUGAUGAUCCAUAAAGAGUUCAGCCAAAAAGGUGCCACAGUGAAGUUUGUCAUGAUGUACAUGCUGGGAAUGUUUGUUCCCUAUCUGUAUAUGAUGUAUCUUAGUUGGACUGUAUUUGAAAUGUUUACACCUAUCAUGGGACGAAGUGGUUCAGAAAUUCUACCAGAUGUGGUGUUGGCAGGAUUUAUUGUGGUCAUCACUAUGAUUCUGUCAUCCUAUUUUAUUAACUUCAUUUACCUUGUCAAAAGUACAAAAACGACGCUAAUAACUUUAACUACUGUGUUUGUAGUCACUCUGAUUCUCGUUUGUAGUGGAAUCUUCUUUCCUUACAGUUCUGAUGCAGAUAAUCCAAAGCCUAAGCGUGUCUUUCUCCAGCACACAAGCAGAAGAUUUCAUGAUCUAGAUGGAAAUGUGGUUAAAAGUGACUCUGGUAUAUGGAUUAAUGGAUUUGAUUAUAAUGGAAUAUCUCACAUAACUCCCCAUGUACCUGAAAUCAAUGACACCAUUAGAACUCCAUGCGAGGAGCAGGCUCCUUUCUGUGGCCUUCCUUGGAUUCUGCCAGUGCAUUUCAUGUUCCGGAAAAACUGGUAUCUUCCUGCUCCAGAAAUUUUUCCAAGAAGCCCCAUUCACUUUAAAGUUCUGUCCAAGGAGCUGAUGCCCUGGAACUCUGUGAGGUUAAGCUUUGAAGUAUCUGGUCCAAGUCACAUGUCCCUGUACGUUCGGCCACAUGAAGGGUCGGCUCUGUCCACCUGGUCUCUUGGGGAUGGUAUGCCGGUUGCUAGCUUAGGAGGAGACUACUUUGUGUUUUACUCCCGCGGGCUGCAGGCUACACCGUGGCACUUCUGGGUUGAACUGACGGCCCCAGAAAAGCAUUCAGAUGGAAUAGUCUCCCUCGCCAUAGCAGCACAUUACUUUUUUGGGGAAGAUCAAAAGUCGCCUCAACUCUGUGCCUUACUGGAGAGGUUUCCAAACUGGACGUUUUCUUCUGGUUGGUCCUGCACUUACGACCUUUUUGUCUUCUAAUGUUGACAGUAAUGCAGCACUAAUAGGGUAAACUCUUUGGCGCAGAAUGCUGUUGUAGCAAACACAUUCUAACAAGAUGCCAGAGACUUUCACAAGAUUUUAAAGUACUUCGGCAACAAAUGGUGUUUCUUUGGCAGUUUGACU
This is a messenger RNA of Nipponia nippon (crested ibis), 2356 nucleotides long. Lineage: Eukaryota; Metazoa; Chordata; Aves; Pelecaniformes; Threskiornithidae. The record is from RefSeq and is a predicted model, not a curated record.